GCCAUUCACCGGGCCAAAUGCCAACUGUUGCCGUAAUGAGUGAGGCUAGCGGUCCCCCACGUUACCCCCCUGUGCGGUUCCGUUCCUCAGUACAUCCCGCCCCAAGCCUUCCCCCAUUAGAUCCGAAGCAGAAAUCUUUGGUUGGAGUUAAAGUAGAGCCGCCAUCCGAAGAUGACUCUUCAAGAGGCCGCCGAAAAGGCAAAGGGAAGAGAAAAGAGUUGGAACAGAGAGCGGCCUGGGAACGGCAAAAGAACAGGCAAAGACUGCGAGAAAGGAAGCGUAAUGAUUCUCGAAGCCCAGGAAGUGCAGUUGUUAGCGAGAGGAGAGCCUGGGAUAGAGCUCAGCAUGACAUCGACGAUGCUCUCGGAGACGAUGAUGCGGAGCGAGUGAUCACUGGGAAGAAGCGAAAACCACGAAGGAAACGUCCCCCAAGCAGUUCAGUGGCUACGGAUGAAGAAGGAGUGCCGCAUCUGAAGAGUUACCGCAAACUGAAAAGUCCGAAAACAGCAUCCUCUACGAGUACACGGGAUCGUGGCAAGAAGCGCGGGAAUUCUGUGGACUCGGCCUCGAAUCCGUCAAGCGAAGAGGAAUCCGAGAUUGACAUGAAUGAAACACGUAGACGUAUGCACGCUAUGCUUGAUGACGCUUUCUCCCUAUUAGGACCACAGUCCGCGAAGAAACCUGAAAAAAUACCCGAGGGACAUCCUUCGCAUCCCGUCCCCCAUCCCACACAGGUAUAUUCCUCGACCCCAGCUCGUCCAGCUGUUAUUCCAAGAUACACCGGAGGGCAGCCUGCUUUGCCAGAGCCACCCCCAGCCCACGGUCGAGCCACAGAACCGACACCUGGACAGCGGAAGCGCGUUCAGCCAACAAUGCCUGGUUACCCAGUAGGUAUGCCUCAGACCCAUCUUAGCAUGCCGGGUUACCCAGGCCGACCUCCUGUACGACCGGUUGUGACACGUGAUCCAAUAGUAGUCUGGGACCCUGCAGAUAGACAACGAAUUUUGAACCAGCGGGCGCCGCCUCCGACGUAUGCGUACACAGACCCUAGUGGACAAAAUGUCUAUAUAACCCCAGUGCAACAGCAACGAAGUGAUAUGGGUGGUCUUGUAUGGAGUCCUUACGCCGCUGAAGACUCAAUGGAUGCACUUUAUCCUGAUUUGGCUCAAGCAAGUUAUCCAGGCGCGCUAGGUACCAGUCCUCCUAAGGACGCAAGUUUCCUAUCUCAUCUCCAGGGCAUGCCACCUCACGACACCGUACUCAACAUGUCAGCCAACGGUACUUUUAACCAGCGGGGAUCUACACUCGGACAAUCUCCACAACCUUUAAUUAAAUCAAUAAAAGACGAACUUUUUAGAUUGUCCCAAGGGGGCUCUAGAAAAACACCCAUUACAGAGCUUUAGCAUUGGUAUACGAUUUUUUACCCUAGGUAUUUUAAUAAUCACUGAAUAUUUUAUUUUUGAGGAGAAGCAGUGAUGAUAUUUGUCAAGCAGCUGUUUCAAAAAAUUUUACAAGAGAUCAGUUUAAAUCCGUUAAAUUGAGUUAACUCACUCAAGUUUACCUACGUUUUCUUUAUUACAUUUACAACAGAAAACAUGAUUGUAGAUAUAUUUAAUGGUGGAAUGUCAUUGAAUAGUAUUACUGAGAAAGCAAAUGGUGUAAAUAAUUCCAUUGGAUUGGGACUGGCUUCCCUUUUUGCCGAUGGCCACUUCUUGAGCACAAUAAAACUAUUUUUGUGGCGUUAGGCGCCGAAGGAAGUAAAUUUUCUUUGUUGCGACCAAAUUGAGAAAGAUUUGAAAGGAAGUACUUAUCAGAGCCAUUGUAAAUUGGGUGUAAAAAGUGAUCUUGGCUCGCAUUGAUCAUGCUUUGAUGCCGUCUGUGGUUGGUCCUGAAAACUUAUGCCACCCUUUCGACCGAUCGGAUGCAAAACUAAACCAAUCACCACUUUGCCACUUGCGUAUUCCCGCGCUUA
Molecule: messenger RNA, 1972 nt
Organism: Pocillopora verrucosa
Lineage: Eukaryota; Metazoa; Cnidaria; Anthozoa; Scleractinia; Pocilloporidae
Source: RefSeq, a predicted model, not a curated record